This is a messenger RNA of Condylura cristata (star-nosed mole), 4969 nucleotides long. RefSeq names its product zinc finger and SCAN domain containing 25 (gene ZSCAN25). Gene Ontology annotation, biological process: central nervous system development; regulation of transcription by RNA polymerase II. The record is from RefSeq and is a predicted model, not a curated record. The coding region runs from base 1693 to 3333 and encodes 546 amino acids. Gene Ontology annotation, cellular component: nucleus. Gene Ontology annotation, molecular function: DNA-binding transcription factor activity, RNA polymerase II-specific; RNA polymerase II cis-regulatory region sequence-specific DNA binding. The transcript has 5 exons. NCBI's taxonomy places the organism in Eukaryota, Metazoa, Chordata, Mammalia, Eulipotyphla, Talpidae.
UUGGUCCCGCUCGGCCAGGGUUGGCUUAAAGCUGGGUGCCCACCAACCCGAGACCUUGAAUCGCAAUAAAACCCGGUGGAAAGCGAAAGUAGUCUUUUUAGAGCGAGACGUAGGACACUCAUUUGAAGAAUAACCUGUUUGUCCAGAGCCAUAAUGAAAAGAUUGCAUGAGGACCUCUCGCCUGCAGGGAGUCCGGUAGACGGGGACAUAUUGGUAAACAUUUCCACUACAGUGCAAUAAAUAAAUAAAUCCCCUACAGUGCAGGGAAUGAAUGCAGUAGCUGGAAAGUUUUGAAGGAAUAAUCUUCGUUGAUGCAGCAGAGAAAAUGAAUAGAUGGAAAAAUGUAAAAAACGUUAAGCAGCAUUUUUGGCCUUUUCUCAUUCUGUUCCGUUUAGAGUGAUUGCACUGUAAAAGCGAAGUCCUUGCCGCCCUUUGGUCUUCGGGUCUGUCUUCCAGCAAUUAAAUAGCACUCAUCCUCCAGUCUAGUACAGGCCUCCUGGUUCGCAUGAGUACUUGAAUCUCAUUAAUCUUUCCUUCUAUGACUUCCCAUUUUUCUCCUCUAUGUCACAUAUUUUGGGAAUAGGUGUUGGCCAGUAUAUAACUACUUACAUCUUUGGUCCCCAUGUGAAAAGUCGCGGGAAUGGUACUCACAAAAUUAAUUGUAAGUUUUAAAUGAAAGCAUUUGCCAGUUAGAACAUCUUUCAUCUAUUAUGAUAAUAGUUGCUCUGUUUUCUUUAGGCUGAAUGUAUCCUUACAUCCAGCAAGUCUUACUGGUUUUACCUGCCAAAAAAAAAAAUGUCUUGACUUUGCUACUUUGCCACUACCCUGGUUUAAUCCUCUGGUCUCCUUGGACAACUGUAAGUGCUAUUUCCCUUCUUAUCCCUUCCAAUCGAGUCUCUGUUGAUAUUCCACAAGCAAAAUCAGUCUUUGCAAAACAUGUAACUCCCUACUGAAAUAAAUGAGAGUAGUGUUCAUAACUGGCUUCUGGAUAAUUUGGUUUCUGCCUUCCUCUGCCUCUUGUGCAGCCAUGCCCCUCCCUCACCCUACUGAAGCUGCUCUGUGCUUUGGCUUUCUCAGGCUUGUAGAGUAAUUUCUAGCCUUAAGACUUUUGCUUGAAAUGCACUUUGAGUGUCUGGCUCUUUCUCAUCCUUUGACUCUUUGCUUCUCAGAAGAAUCUUCAUGUAGAUCAUUCCAUGUUAGUACCCAGCUAACUGGGUACUACUGGAAUUUAUCUCCAUUUAUAAUUUUAUUUGCUUGCAUUUAAUUUUUUUCUGUUGUCUGUAUUAGUAUAUGAAUUUCAAGUAAGGGCCUUGUUUAUAUUUCCUUCAGCGAGCACUCUGGUGAUUGACCUAAUUAUAAUGCAUCUUACAUUAUUCUCUAGUGGUAGGGCUAUCUCCUUUAUAAUACCCUAUGUUAUUUGUGGGUGGAAGCUAAGUAUUUUAUAUCUUCAAUUUACCCCCUGCACAUAAGUGGUGAGCAUAUAUUUAUUGAGUUGAAUUGACAUGCUUUUCAGGUUGUAUGUUCAGUCUUUUGAAAGUACCUUAUUACUGUACUGUAUACUGCAGCAAACUCUUCAAUGCUACAGAGCUAGAACAGGGAUGGACUCACCUUUCUUAUGUCUCAUUUGUGCUGCCAUCAUUGUCUGCUUGAUCUUCCCAACAGACCUUCAGUGUUCAGUGAGGGAGCUUGAAGAUGCUGAAAGAGCGUCCAGGGAUGGCAGAAGAUCCUCAGCAGCAGUUGGGUGCUCCUGUGGUAAAACUGGAGAAAGAAUUGCCCUGGGGCAAGGGAAGGGAGGAUCGUAGUCCUGAGUCUUUUCGCCUGAGGUUUCGGCAGUUCCGCUACCAGGAGGCAGCCGGUCCACAUGAAGCCCUCAGGGAACUCCAGGAGCUCUGUCGCCAAUGGCUGAGGCCUGAGCUGCACACCAAGGAGCAGAUCCUGGAGCUGCUGGUGCUGGAGCAGUUCCUGACCAUCCUGCCCCGGGAGUUCUAUGCCUGGAUCCGGGAGCACGGCUUGGAGAGUGGCAAGGCCCUAGUCGCCAUGGUGGAGGAUUUCACAGAGAGAGCAUUGGAGGCCAAGGCGGUUCCAUGUCACAUGCAGGGAGGCCAGGAGGAGGUAACACUUUGCAGAACCCCUUGGGAAUCGAGUGGCCACCUGGGGCCAGUGGAGGUCAAGCCUGAGUGGGGGAUGCCUCAGGGAGAAGGAGUUCAAGGCCUAGACCAAGGCGCUGAGGAGCAGCUCAAUGAGGACCCUGGAGAUGGGACGCAGGCCUUCCAGGAGCAGGCUCUGCCAAUUCUUCAGGCUGGUCCUGGCCUCCCCCCAGUGAAUACCAGAGACCAAGAGAUGGCAGCUGGGUUCCUCACAACUGGAUCCCAGGCGUUGGGACCAUUUAAAGAUAUGGCCUUGGCCUUCCCCGAGGAGGAAUGGAGGCAUGUGACUCCAACCCAGAUAGACUGCUUUGGGGAAUAUGUGGAAGCACAGGACUGUGGGAUCUCACCUCCAGGCAUUGGGAACAAGGAAAAGGAGGCAAAAACCCAGCCGGCAGAUCUCAAGGGGGCGCUUGUUCAAAUGACAUCAGAGAGAUUUGGGGAAGGUGCCCUCCAGAGCCCUGAACUGGGAAACACCUGUGAGCCGGAGCCCGGUAGCUCUGUGGGAACCAUGCCAGGGCUGCCUCCUCCCCAGCAGGGUGUCGUGCCCCUGCCUGAUGACCUCAAGACCCAGAACUCCUUCUGGAAGCCUUUUCAGUGCCCUGAGUGUGGGAAGGGCUUCAGUCGGAGCUCAAAUCUUGUCAGACACCAGCGAACCCAUGAAGAGGAGAAAUCCUACGGCUGCGUGGAGUGUGGGAAAGGGUUCACUUUGCGGGAGUACCUUAUGAAACACCAGCGAACCCACCUGGGAAAGAGACCCUAUGUGUGCAGCGAGUGCUGGAAAACCUUCAGUCAGCGGCACCAUCUCGAGGUGCACCAGAGGAGUCACACAGGAGAGAAGCCCUACAAGUGUGCCGACUGCUGGAAAAGCUUCAGCCGAAGACAGCACCUGCAGGUGCAUCGGAGGACGCACACCGGGGAGAAGCCAUACACCUGUGAGUGCGGCAAGAGCUUCAGCAGGAACGCUAACCUGGCGGUGCAUCGGAGGGCGCACACAGGGGAGAAGCCUUAUGGGUGCCAGGUGUGCGGGAAACGGUUCAGUAAAGGGGAGCGGCUGGUCAGACACCAGAGGAUUCACACCGGGGAGAAGCCUUACCACUGCCCAGCCUGUGGGAGGAGCUUCAACCAGAGGUCCAUCCUCAAUCGACACCAGAAAACUCAGCAUCGCCAGGAGACCCUGGUGCAGUGAGGGUGCUCUGCGGAAACACCUGUUUUUGCUAAUGGAAGGCGGUGUGGGGUGGGGGGGACCAUGAAGCAGAGGGAGAGCUCAAGGAGAUGUCAUUCAUCUGGAUUCUCUGAGGACUUUGGGGGCUGGCGGACUUGGGGUAUGAAGGGGCACAGAAAGGCACCCUAAUCCAUUUGCACUCAUUCUCAAACAGAAGGGCAAGACCUGGCUGAGUUUCAGGAGAGCAGUUUCUUAUCUCUCUUACCCAAGUGGUGCUGACAGUUUUUCUUAUGAUCUUUUGGAGGAAAGAGAAUCCUGUUUCAGUUCAGGUCGAGGUGGUUUUCCUUCAGUGGAAUGAUCAUACCCACCUCCGGGGUCUGACAGUCAAGGCCAAAUUUUGUUCCAUGUUGGCAGUUUGGACCUCCUUUUCCAGGGGCUGUGUUCUGCAGGGCAUUCACUCACACUAACCCCCCUUCCAGUUGACAAGUAUCACUGAACACCUGCCCUGCGCCUGGCCCUGCAAGUACAGUGGUGAAGGAGAUGGAUGAGGAGACCUCAUUCCCCAGGGCUGGUGACUCAGCACAACCUGCACACGACCGACAGUGACAGCCACGUGUGCUCCGUGGCGUUUGUGGCACAAGCUGUGCAGGGGGAUGUUUUGUGCACAGCCAGCUGCCCGCCUGCCUGGUGCUGGAUCUGCCCCACGUGGUUGGGGUCUUCUGGGCAGCCUUGCUUAUUUUGUCCUAUUUGUAGCCCUCCUUUUCCUCUGUAACGUUCUACCCUCCUCUAUAAAGUUUCCCCAUUCCAUUUUUCUUUGUACCGUGACAAAUGUUUAGCCCUCUGUUAGGAAAUUAAUAUUUUGCUAUUGAUGACUGAAUAAACAUGAGAGUAUUUUAAAAAUAUUCAAUUCUAUAUAAAGUUUAAUUCCUUGAAUCUGAAAGAUGAACUAAUGUCAAUACCCUAUGUUGAUGGCACUUUAUAGUGUAAUGCUUUUCUCUGUAUUCUCACUUGAUUCAUCCCACAAAUAUUUAAAAGGUCCAGCUGGGGGUCGUGUGCUCUUCCAGGCCCCCUCGACGCAUCUCCGAGUAAGGUGGCGGGAGAGUCCCUGCCAUCGUGGAGUUUCCAUUUCACUGAGUGUAUUUGAACUUCAGAACCACCUGAGAUGGAACUGUGGCUGCUCUUGAGCCCGCUGGACCUGGAAUCUGAGCCUUGUCCUUGUUCCUGUCACCUCGCUGUCCUGAAAGUCACUGGCCACCUACCUCUUGUUACUGAAUCGUCUCUGUCCUCAGUGCAUCUAGGUCCCGUCAUCCGAGAGGAACCGGGGGUCCUAGAGGCUAGCUGGAGAUGAUGAGACAGUAGCGUCCUAUUUUGCAUGAGUGUCAAUUCAGAAAAAAUAACCCUGUCUGUAGGCAUUUUAAAUACAUUUCUUGAAAAAUGAGAAGAUACAAUAGUUGUAACUAUGCUCAAGCUUAUAUUACUUUACCACUACUAAAAGGUUUCUUUUCUGUUUAAACUUUUGGACCUUGCUUAACUAGAAUGGACCCUGCUGCAGUGUUGCCUUUCAGUGUUAGCUGCUGAGUAGUUUGUUGUGGACAAUAUAAUUGGAAGCUGUGAUUGUCUGUGGUGCCUUUUAAUACUGCUUUAGUGAAAGUUUUGUUUC